AUGAAUGAUUCAGAUAUUCUGCAUAUGAACAACAUGUCACAGGCUGGUGUAAGUACUCCUCAUAUCCAUAGCACAUUUCCCAACCAAACUGGUGGAUUUCAGAAAGUCAGAUUUUCCAAAGAAAAUAUGUACAAUGUUCAAGGUAGACAAAGGAGAAAGAAGAAGAAGGAUGAGCCGAAAAAAAGUGAUGCGGAAUUUGCAAUAAGUUAUAUUCGGGGGAUGGGAAGCAAAGAUCCAUUACUGUAUUGUCAGCACAUUGCGAAUGAAGAUGGAAAUCUUGAUAGCCUUUUUUGGAGUGAUGGGAUAAGUCAGCUAAACUAUCAAAUAUUUGGUGAUGUUGUCGCCUUUGAUGCAACGUAUGGUAAAAAUCGGUACAAAUGCCCCUUUGUUGUAUUUUGUGGAGUUAACCAUCACAACAAAAGCACAAUUUUUGCUACUGCUUUGGUUUCCAAUGAGAAGAUAGAAACGUACGUGUGGUUACUUGAGAGGUUUUUGGAAGCUAUGAAAGGAAAAGCACCAUUGUCGAUUAUUACUGAUGGGGACAAAGCAAUGAAAGCUGCCAUUAAGCAAGUGUAUCCAAAUGCCCACCAUAGAUUAUGUGCAUGGCACCUCCUUGAUAAUGCUAGAAAACGUGUGCAUAUACCUGCAUUCAUGAAUCCGCUAAGGAGAUGCAUGUUUACAGAGUUUGAUGUUUCUGAAUUUGAAGAUCUUUGGACUGCCACGGUUGCAAAGUUUGGGCUGGAAGAAAAUGUUUGGGUUCAGGAAUUAUAUGAAAGAAGGAUGAUGUGGUCUGCUGCACACAUGAGGGGUCGGUUCUUUGCUGGAUUUAGGACAACCUCGCGAUGUGAGGCGUUGCAUUCUCAGAUUGGUAAGUUUGUGAAAAAGCGUUAUAACCUAACUGAAUUUGUACAACACUUUCAUCGUUGUUUGAACUAUCUGCGGUAUAAGGAAAUAGAGUCUGACUUUAACUCUUCCUAUGGGGAGAUUGUGCCGAAAACAAAAGUGAGAGAGUUAGAGAAGUCUGCUGCAGCACCAUUUACUAAGGGUGUCUUUUACAAAUUCAGGAUGGUACUUGAAAGGGUUGGAACAAUGAUCGUGUUAGGCUUUGAGGAAAACAUGACAUGCACAAAUUACAUAGUAACAAAUUAUCCUGCAAAGGACAAAACCUGGCAUGUGUCAUAUCAUGAAUCGACUGUCCAAUUUACUUGUUCAUGUUAUAAGAUGGAGACCCAUGGGCUUCCAUAUGACCAUUUAGUCGCUGUGCUGCUGUAUAUGGGUUUCAGGGAAUUGCCCAAGUGUCUUGUGCUUGAUAGGUGGACCAAAUCUGCAAAGCAUGGAAUUCGGGCUGCAUUUAGCGAUGACACGUUGUAUUGGGAUUCCCACAAUUUGUGUCAGUACUCGUCCAUGGUGGAUCAUUGUCACUAUAUGUCUCCUCCUAAUGGUGUUGUUGGGGGUGUGGGUUCUGUCCGCUUGGGCAACCCUAGUCCAGCUGUUAGAGAGGAUCUUACUCGUGCAUCCAAGAUGAGAGCCAGGCGCCCGAAUAGAUGCAGUCGAUGUAAGGUGGCUGGACACAACAAAAAGUCAUGUCCUCAGGCCAUGAGCGGCGUUCGUGAUGGUGUUGGCACUUCCCAUGCAGGGUCAUCUACUCAGCAUCCUGCAAAUGAUUUUGGCAGUUCAGAUGCUGUUACUUAG
Messenger RNA from Lotus japonicus, 1692 nucleotides. Its product is annotated as protein FAR1-RELATED SEQUENCE 5-like. The transcript has 2 exons. The coding region runs from base 1 to 1692 and encodes 563 amino acids. Gene Ontology annotation, biological process: regulation of DNA-templated transcription. NCBI's taxonomy places the organism in Eukaryota, Viridiplantae, Streptophyta, Magnoliopsida, Fabales, Fabaceae. Gene Ontology annotation, molecular function: zinc ion binding. The record is from RefSeq and is a predicted model, not a curated record.